Belonocnema kinseyi is the source of this 1370-nucleotide messenger RNA. RefSeq names its product mitochondrial pyruvate carrier 4-like. The record is from RefSeq and is a predicted model, not a curated record. Lineage: Eukaryota; Metazoa; Arthropoda; Insecta; Hymenoptera; Cynipidae. Gene Ontology annotation, molecular function: pyruvate transmembrane transporter activity. The transcript has 4 exons. Gene Ontology annotation, biological process: pyruvate import into mitochondria. Bases 152 to 523 code for a protein of 123 amino acids. Gene Ontology annotation, cellular component: mitochondrial inner membrane.
CGCACUACGUAUUUUUCAGCCGCAGUGCGCGGGUCGAACUUAGAAUUCUGUUGCUUUCAUUGAUUUGAAACGCAGACCUAGCUAACUUAAUUUUUAGCUUAAUUUAAACAAAUUUUAUUUACAAUUAAACAAACGAAACUAGAGAAAAAUCAUGUCGAUCGUCUACAGAAAUUCUAUGAAGACCGUGGGAAAAUUUGUGCCAGAAUCCCUUCAGCCUUUGUGGAAUCAUCCAGCUGGUCCACAGACGAUUUUCUUCUGGGCACCGUGCUUUAAAUGGGGUCUUGUUAUAGCCGGACUUGGAGAUUUGCAAAGGCCUGCAAGUCAAGUUUCUCUUAGCCAAUCAAGUGCUCUUGGACUUACUGGAAUUAUCUGGACACGAUAUUCAUUGGCUAUUACACCAAAAAAUUGGGGUUUAUUUAGCGUAAAUCUGUUCGUCGCGGGCACCGCAAUAUACCAAAUCACGAGGGCCAUUAAAUAUCAAAGAGAACAAGCAGCAUUAAUAUCAACAGCGAAUGGGCAAUGAUGACAUCUUACUGAAUCAUUUUGCUCACUUGGAACUUAACUCGCAUAAAAUCUUUAGGAACCAAUUAAUAAUUAAUUCACAUCUAGUAAAAACAGGUACAAGAAGAAGAAACCUUUUUUCUAGAAAGAAAGGAAGGAAGAAAAAACGAGUUUUCAAUGGAACGCUGUGUGACUCGUUAGGUCAAAUAAAAGUUAUUUUUGUUUUUAAUCAUUCAAUUGAUCUGAAUCAUAAUUUUCCAAAAGAAAAAAGUUUGGAAAAUAAUUGACAGUAAUAUUUAAUUUUGUAGAUAAAUUAUUCACUACCGACAUAAGUUCAUAUUGUAAUUAACUUCAGACAUUCCCAGUAAAAGAUAAUUUUAUUUAUUAUUAAGAUUUUGGUUUAUAAAAAGAGUUAUCUAACAGUUAUGCGAUUUCAUAACGUUAAUAUGGCUCCAUUAUUAAAACUUUGGAGUACGGAAUCUUUUAUUUUUGCUGGGAAGUUUUGUAGGGCAAUUAAUUUCUAGAAAUUAUUCUCAAAGUACCUGUAAUAAUUAAAAAUUUCCACGCUGAUAAUGAAUGAGUCUCGAACUUAGAUAAAUAAACAAAGAAUUCCAAAUUUUAUUCUUCAAGUUGUUACGAGAUUUAAGGUGAUAAAAUUAAUGCAAUUCGUACCUCAUGAAUGUAAAGUACAUACGUACUGUCAUCGAUAAGAGAUUACGAAUUAGGAUAACGUUUCCACAUCACUGAUGUAGAAUUAUUGCAUAAAGAGAAAGUGUAAUAUUAUAUUAUCUAGGUUAUCUAGGUUCGUCUAUUUCUCUUAUUGUAGUCCCGAUAAAUCUGAAUAAAACGCACAUAUUUUUGUUACAUCA